AUAGCUGAUUGUUGAGUGUCGACCGUAGACGUGUCAUGAAAGGUUGAAGCUGUUAGGUAUUUUCGUUAAAAACGUUUCACUAUGCGGUGUGGAUUUUAUUUAACCCUUUUGAGUGUCACCAUUUUAUAUUUAAAUCAUGUCAGUGGUCAGUACAGGACUAAAGGCAACCAGGGUCCUUCUCUCGGAGAACGGGUUCAACAGCUGAGUGAAAUGGCUAUGAAGAGACCAGUGCUCCGAUUCAAUGGGGGAAAAUUCAAAGAAUUUGUCAAGACUACACCAAGGAAUUAUUCAGUUAUUGUUAUGUUUACAGCCAUGGCACCACAGAGGCAAUGUCAAAUUUGCAGACACGCAAGUGAUGAAUUCACCAUAGUGGCAAACUCAUUCCGAUAUUCCCAGUCGUAUUCAAACAAGUUGUUCUUUGCAGUUGUAGACUUUGAUGAGGGUGCUGAUGUUUUCCAAAUGUUAAGGUUGAAUACAGCACCUGUAUACAUACACUUCCCACCUAAAGGGAAACCAAAAUCUACUGACACUAUGGACAUUCAAAGAGUCGGAUUUGCCGCUGAAGCUAUUGCCAAAUGGAUUUCUGAGCGCACUGAUAUUCAGAUCAGGGUAUUCAGACCGCCAAAUUAUUCUGGUACGGUGGCUGUGGUGAUGCUACUAGUAUUGAUCGGUGGUUUCUUGUACCUCAGACGAAAUAACUUGGAUUUCAUAUACAACAAGACGAUUUGGGGCCUCAAUGCUUUGUUCUUCACGUUUGCAAUGGUCUCUGGACAGAUGUGGAACCAUAUCAGAGGACCCCCAUUCAUCCACAAAUCGCAAAACGGUGCUGUUGCUUAUAUCCACGGGUCGUCCCAGGGUCAAUUUAUUCUUGAAACUUACAUAGUCAUGGUCCUGAAUGGUGCUGUGGUACUGGGAAUGAUUAUGAUGACCGAAGCUGCGGCUCGGAAAGGAGAUGUCAGAAAACGAAGAAUUUUCGCUGUUAUUGGAUUAGGGCUCGUAGCAGUUUUCUUCAGCUUAAUUCUCUCUAUAUUUAGAAAUAAGGCUCAAGGAUAUCCGUAUAGUCUUCUCUUCAAAUAAGAAACUCAGAUGUAACACAGAAGAAAUACAUAACUCCUUCAAGACCAACAUUUAGCGAUAAUUUAUUAUCGUCAAUCGAUGGAAUAAAUUAUUUACAAUACAAUUCUCUGCAAAUGCGACGGUUUGAAAUUUAUUGUAGAGAUGGAAAGAUCUAAGUUAAAUGUCCAUUUACACUAACAUAUUAUAUUCACUAUGUCCAAAACAGCAUUCCAGGUCUAAUUUAUCCACAUAAUUACCAUUUGUGUGAUAGGAGUGAAAGUUCUAAUUCUUUGCAUAAGGUGAAAAUAAUGGAAAUCGUUUUCAGUUUUUUUUAGAAACAGCGUUUACAUUAACAUAGUUAGAUUAUUCACUGUUUCCAGAAAGUUGAACGUAGUUGAAAUAUUUUAAGACUUCUUUGCUUUUAUGGAUUGAGUGCUCUGCUGCUAUAUUUGCAUCAUACACUUAUAUCACAGCUCAAGAUAACAUCACACCGUUCAAACCAACAGGUACUUUUAGUAAUAUUUAAAAAUUUUAAUAUCAAAAUACAAUUUAUAAUUUUCAAAAAAAUACCGUAGUGUUAAUCAAUAGUGAAUGUUGUACAAUUACAAUAUCCACGGUAUCAAAGCUCUUCUCUGUUUUGGAUAUUCCUUAAAUGACUCGACGUACCACCAAUGACCAAGUAGACCAGUUGCUACCUAAAAAUAACAAUUUUGUUUGUAACGUAAGCUUGAAAGAGAAAACAAACACUUGGUUCUGAAGAGUUCGAUGAAUUCUUACCUGGUUCAAAAGCACCCACAAGAAUAUGUAAUAGAAUGUUUGGCUGUUUCUUAGUAUAAUUGUCAGCAUCAAGUACACAAGAAUUUCAGACAAUUGUAGCGGAGACGAGAUGUAUUCGAAAAGAUCACCUUUCGGAAUUUUGUGUUGCAAAGUGACAGUUUCGCCUUUUUUAUUUUUGCGUAAAUUCGAUAGAAUUUUGUUGCAAAUAAGCUGUUUAUAAGUUGCCCACAAGAAUAUAAUAGAGCAACUAUAAUCUAUAUAUGUCAACCCGUUCCAAUUCACAAUAGGUCUGGAUCCUGGACAAAAAAUUUGUGUCAUAUUAAUGAGUAAUUCAAAAUAAUUCCCAAGUUUCUGGUUUUGGAGAAUUAGUAAAAUACCUUUAAAAAAUCCAUUUGACUCUCCUAUCAGACAUGAUAUAGUUCCCACAUAAUGAACAAAACCCACGAUGUAAUGCGAUAGAUUUAUUUUUACAUUACUGAAAAUACUGACAUAAUGUGUUUCGUAGAAACGUUUCCAACAGUGAAUUGUUACGAGCACUAGAGCCAGUGUAGUGUGCUCCGGGGAUACUGAAAAUAAGAGCUUGAUUAGGUACCACUAAGAAAAGGGUACUGCAAAAAUU
Molecule: messenger RNA, 2452 nt
Organism: Neodiprion fabricii
Lineage: Eukaryota; Metazoa; Arthropoda; Insecta; Hymenoptera; Diprionidae
Gene: Ostgamma
Product: tumor suppressor candidate 3
Exons: 8
Coding region: 82-1077 (331 amino acids)
Cellular component (GO): oligosaccharyltransferase complex
Source: RefSeq, a predicted model, not a curated record